Molecule: messenger RNA, 6995 nt
Organism: Syngnathoides biaculeatus (alligator pipefish)
Lineage: Eukaryota; Metazoa; Chordata; Actinopteri; Syngnathiformes; Syngnathidae
Gene: arid1b
Product: AT-rich interactive domain 1B
Exons: 21
Coding region: 278-6829 (2183 amino acids)
Biological process (GO): chromatin remodeling; regulation of transcription by RNA polymerase II; positive regulation of DNA-templated transcription
Cellular component (GO): nBAF complex; brahma complex; SWI/SNF complex
Molecular function (GO): nucleosome binding; DNA binding
Source: RefSeq, a predicted model, not a curated record
CGCGGCUACAUAUCUCCAAGACCCGGGAUGGAGGGGGAAAGAAAAAGUUCAAACCUGGCAAGACCAACUCUCAACGUGACGCUUCACUGACGCGCAGUUUACCACCACCCCUCCGACGAGAGCACCGGUGCCAGAUUAAAGUUUGUGCAAAUAUCCUUGACCUUUUUGCGUUUUUUCCCCCUACUGCUUUUUUCCUUCUUCUCAAUUUGCUGUGUGCGCGCGCAAGGCUGGCCGAGGGUCGCCUUCACCGCGCGCUGAGAUGUUGGAGUGAGUGAGCAUGGCUGCGCAAGUGGCAUCGGCUCCCUCCAGAAAUAACAACAAAAACAAGAAAUUAUCCAGCGCCUUGGGCACGGAGCUCAAUUCGGGGAAAUCCGGUGGAGCAGGAGGAAGUGUGCAGCAGCGCAGCGGGCAGAUGCUGGCCGCCGCAGAUGGGACUCUGAAUAACCAUCACCGCCGAACGGAGCCCGGCAUGGUGCGUUCAACUUCCGCGGGUCACGGCAAGGAUGGGAAUAACCUCACAUCGUCUAAUUCAAACACUUCCUCCAUGGAAACGGGACAGAUCGCCAACCAUAAACUGAAAUGUGUCGGGGGCGGAGACCCCCCUCAGUCCCUCACACCGCAGCCGCAGUUCGGCCAAUUUGCGCCACAUCCGCAGCGUCAGAUGCACAACAACAACAACAACGGACAAGGACCCAGAGGGGCUGUGGACCACCACGGUGGUAAAGAGAACCUUCUGGGGGGUCAAGUGGAGUCCCAACAGCAGGUGCAGGUUAAAGGUGAGGGACAUCUUAAAUCCACAGAGGGGAUGAUGUCGUCAAGGUAUGAUCACUCCAACUUGGGGCCAACCGGCAACAACUCUGAGUUCAACAACAACUAUUACUCAACAAGAUCUUAUGAGCAACAUGGCGGACAGCAGCAGCAGCAAGGGAUGGCAAUAUCCUCUGCACAUAACAGCAUGGACAACUCCCACGAAGCAGGCUACCAGAACAGCCAGUACAGCCAGUACCCUCCCUAUAAUCGGACACGGUACGGUGGAGGGACCUAUGGCAUGAUGGGCCCCUCUGGGUGCAGGCAACCUGAAAACGUCAUCAUGAGCAGCAACUCCUCAGCGAGCCACGGCAAGUCCACUUUGGGAGCCUCUUCCAGUGGCUUCCAGAGGUUCCCGGGACCAACUCAGCAGCAGCAGCAGCAGCAGCAGCAGCAUCCCUCAGGCUCCACACCGACCCUCAACCAGCUGCUAACGUCACCGAGUCCCAUGAUGCGGGGCUACGGAGGGGCCUACCAAGACUACAGCGCGUCCUCAGCGCAGCAGGGUCUGCAUGGGAAAGAUGUGGGCCCUCAGUACGGAGCCACCACGGCCCACGGCUGGGGAGGGCAGCCCAGGAACCACCCGCAUGCAAUUAGUUCGGGCAAUGGAGGGCAAAGCCUUGGGAGAAGUCAGGUGUCCUCCAUGGACUUCAUGGCAAUGAAGCGUUCGCAACUUUAUGGUAUGGCCAACAAUCCGUACUCGAACCCGCAGCAGCCUGGGGGCGGGCCUUACCCUCCCGGCCAGCCGUAUACUCCGCCUCCCUCGCAGCGUUAUCCAAUGAGCAUGCAGUCAAGAAGUCGAAUGGCCAUGGGCAGCAUGCAGUUUCCUCAGCAGCAGGUGGCACCAUACAGCCAGCAGGGGAUGGCAGGCUAUAGCCAACAACAGCAGGCAAGCCAUCAGGGAACUCCGCCCUAUUUCAGUCCCCCACAACAAACACCCCCGGCUCCUAACCGGAGCCCUUACCUGCACUCACGAUCGCUGCCCCAGGAGGCACCGCAAGACAAUUACACCAGCAGAGGUCCAAGUGCAGGGAAUCCUGGGAAGAACAACACCGAAGAUGGCAUCUCCUCCCAGCACCGCCCUUCCAGUCUGCCGGAUCUGUCUGGCUCGAUAGACGACCUCCCAACCGGGACAGAGGCUGGUUUGGGGUCAGCCGUCACCAGCACUGGGAACCAAGGAGAGCAGGCUGGCGCCAGCACCCAGAGACAGUCUCCUUUCUCGCCUCACGCCUCACCGCACCUUCACAGCCAGAGGAGCGGACCAUCUCCCUCCCCUGUGGGGUCGCCUGCAGGCUCCACUCAAUCCCAACAGUCGCGUUCAGGCUCUGGGCCCAUCUCCCCUGCCAGCGGUCCCCCUGCUGGGACCAACACACCAGGCUCUACGUCAAACCCACAGACCUCUGGGAAUGGACCAGAUGGAUCCCGCCCACCAAUCACCCACUCACCUAUGGCUCAGGAACGAGGGUUCAUGUCCAACAUGGCAAGGAACCAGGCUGGCUCUCAGUUCCCAUUGUAUCCCACGAUGAGUCCCUACUCCCAAAGUGGUCCCACAGGCCCUUACGGACCUCAAGAAAGCCAAUUUCGACACCAAGGGAACUACCCUCGACAAUCCAACUACAGUGGGACUACAAGUGCCAACUACAGCGGCCCUGGCGCAGGUAUGACCAACAGUCUGGCCAUGAACGCAAGCAGCCCUAUGCACAGCCAUGGCCCUGGUCAACCUCUACCCGGAGGACGCAAUCCAGGACUGGGAAACCAUAACAGAGGGUACCCCACCGUAGCACCCAGCUCUCCCAGCAUGCCUCAGCCAGCGGGACCAGGAAUGGGCCCCCCCUCUUUGGGUACUUCCAACCGCAAGACACAGGAUGUGGCAGGAUCCACCGUACCAGGCGCAAUCAACGCAAUACACAGCAGGCAGGGCAGCUAUCAAGGACCAAGCGUCAGCCAAGCAAGCGCCGUAAUCCCCUACAGUCGGCCAGCAGGCAACAAUGUUUCAGCCAUGGGCAACGUACAAGGUCCAGCCUACAAUGUGAUGCCUUUAGGAUUCAUUGGAAUGUCGGGGGACGGGAUGAUGAGCCCAGAUGUGAAAGUGAAAACAGAUGCAAAAGAUGACAAUGACCCCACCAACGACACUCACAAGCCAAAGUCACAAGACGGUCACAACAGCAGCAGCACUGGCCCCCAGCAUUGUGCAUCGCAGCCGGCCACGCCAAGCAACGCACUGGCUGUCCCUUCGCCGCUGUCACCCAGCCCGGCCAGUUUGUCCUCCUACCAUGGAGAUGAUAGUGACAGCAUAAGCAGCCCACCUUGGCCUGUCAAAGCACCUCCAAGCCCAAAACCCACCCAAAACUCGUCAUCGUCCAGUGGUGAUCGAAUCUCGCGACUGUAUGAGUUGGGUUUGGAGCCAGAGAGGCGGCUUUGGGUGGAGCGCUAUUUGUCCUUCAUGGAGGAGAGAGGAACUCCAGUUUCCCAGUUGCCUAUUGUCGGGAAGAAGCCUCUGGAUCUCUGGAAGCUCUACAUUGCUGUUCGGGAGAUUGGAGGCCUUGCCAUGGUAAACAAGAACAAGAAAUGGCGCGAGCUGUCCACCACACUGAGCGUGGGAACAUCGAGCAACUCUGCCAGCUCGCUAAAGAAGCACUACAUCCAGUACCUGUUUGCCUAUGAGUGUAAGAUGGAGCGAGGCGAAGAGCCACCAGCAGACAGCAGUAGCAGCAGUAGUGGAAGUGUGGCUGCAGGAGACAGCAGGAAACAGGUCAAGAUCCAGCCUCCCUCACCUGCUAACUCAGGCGGCUCCCUCCAAGGUCCGCAGACACCGCAAUCUUCAGGCGGCAGCUCCACAGUAGAAUGUGCAGGGGACCUCUUACCGCCCACCCGGGGCACCACCCCUCCUGGACAGGGCACACCUUUGCCUCCUAACAGGACCAGCGUGAGUGUGCAGGAUCCCUUCUCAGAGGUCAGCGACCCGGCUUUCCAGAAGCGUGCUGCGUCCCUGCCACCGUCUGGUCCGUACCAGCAAGGCCUCGGCAUGCCUGACAUGAUGAUGAGGAUGCAAUACGAUGCCAAGGACCCCUUUGCUGGCAUGAGGAAGAUGGCAGCUGCUGAUCCCUACAUGCCGGGCCAGAUGCCGCCUGGAAGUGUGCAGGACUUGUACGGUCGGCCGCACACAGCCCUGACCAUUAGUCAACGCUCACAGUACUAUGGCUACGACAGGAGACCGGACCACUUGAUGGGGAUGGAGGGAAGCAUGGGUCCCCCUGGUAGUCAGAACAACAUGGCACCUCACAGUGAGGGUAGCAUGUAUUCUCCCAGCAGAUACCCUUCACAGCAGAGACAUGAUGGCUACAGUCCACAGUACCCUGGCAUGCCAUACGGGAUGCACCCUUCUGGCAUGUACCAACAGCAACAGCAGAGCUACAAACGAUCCAUGGACGGCGUGUAUGGUCCUCCCCCCAAAAGGCACGAGAGUGACAUGUACGGUUUGCAGUACUCCAACCAGCAGGCAGACAUGUAUAACCAGUAUGGCGGGGGUUAUUCGGGCCCAGAUCACAGACCCAUCCAAGGGCAGUUCCCUUACGCUUACCCCCGCGAUCGUAUCGGUCCUUCAAUGCCAAGCCCGCAUGGAAUGAUGGGUGGGGUACCGCCUCCUAACCACAACACUGAUGGUCCCAACAUGUGGCCAUCCAGGACAGACCUGGGUUAUCCCUAUCCCAAUCGGCAAGGACAUCCGUCCCAAAUGCCCCCUUACGUUUCGAUUGGCAGAGAAGACAUGGAUGGGCGGCCGGGGCAGGAUCAGUGGCAUCGGCAUUCUCCUUAUAUGUCAUCAUCAGGCGGUAUGCCUCCCUUUUCUCCCCGCUACCCCCCUUCGUCUUACUCCAAUUCACAAUCUUUGGCAAGCCACCCACCUAGAGCCCCCAGUCCAGGAGCUUUCCAGCGCUCAUUGGACUCUCGUGUGUCACCUAGCAAAGCAGCUUUCCUAUCAGCCAUUAAGAUGUCAAAGCCUGGGAUGACCAUGGUGGGCUCUCAGGGAUGUGGGCCUCUGGGUCAGUUUCCUCACAGCCUGAGAAGGGACCUCAACUACCCACCUGGAUCGGUGGAGGGUACCUUGCCAAUUCUCCGCCCUCACCGCAAGCUUACCUCCAAGGACACAGGAAUGCCUGAGGCCUGGCGCGUGAUGAUGUCUCUCAAAUCGGGGCUCCUAGCAGAGAGCACAUGGGCUCUUGAUACGAUCAACAUUCUGCUUUACGAUGACAGCACUGUUGCUUCUUUUAACCUCUCCCAGUUGCCGGGCUUCCUGGAGCUCAUUGUCGAGUACUUCCGCCGUUGCUUGAUUGAGAUCUUUGGCAUCCUGCAAGAGUUUGAAGUAGGGGCGGUGACAAAGGAAAGCUUGUUGGACCUCUCCUCCUACCGGAAGGAAGAGACCAUCUUGGACAAUGAAAUAGAAAUUGCAGUCCAAGCUACAUCUGAUUCUGUGGAGGAACUACCGGGAAAUACGAUGAAGGAAUAUCUUGCUGUUACUGGAGAGCUCAUCUCAACUGAAGUGAAGAAAAAACCUGAUCAGUGCUUUAAAAAAGAUGAGAAUGAAAUUAAAGCAGAGAGUAAAAAUGAGUGUGAUGUUGUUAAGCUGCCUGUUGCUGAAGUGGAACCAAAACCUAAACAAGCUAGCAAAUAUGAUAAGUUCCCCAUUACCAUUGUCAACGAAACCGACCUUAGUGAAGACAUGAAAGAUUGCUUGGUUGAUCAGUUCACCAGUGGGCUGCUCCACUGGGAAGCUGGUGGUGGCGACACCACGGCUCACAUUCAGACGUACUUUGAACCCCGCAGUGGGACACAUACCAGGGUGGAGGACAAGAUGCUCAACGCAAACCAGGAUGACGACGGGAAGGAACAACCCGGAAAACGCAUCACGGCUACCAUCGAUGAUGUUCUGUGCGCGCGGGUUGACGCACUCUCAAACGCCCACCCUGCUCGCUCAUUGCCAUCGUACCCUUUCAGGGUGCAUCCAGAUGGAGAACAGGACCACAUCACUUUGUUGGAGGAUGAGCCACGCUGCCUGGAUGAAACCCCGUUGACCACAAGAUCAGCCUGGCAGGACUCAUUGGCCAAACGCUGCCUCUGCAUCUCCAACAUCGUCCGUGGCUUGUCCUUCAUCCCAGGGAAUGACACGGAUAUGUCGCGACACCCUGCUCUGGUGCUUCUUCUUGGCAGGCUCCUUCUGUUGCACCACCAACACCCUGAGAGGACCAGAUCGCGUCCCAGCUAUCAAAGAGACGAGCUGGACUUGGGGCUUUCAAGCAGUCAAUCCGAGUGGUGGUGGGAGUGUUUGAGUCAGCUCAGGGAGAAUGCAAUGGUUACCCUGGCUAAUAUCGCUGGCCAGCUGGAUCUCUCCACUUAUGCUGACACCAUCUGCCUCCCCAUCUUGGACGGUCUCCUCCAUUGGAUGGUGUGCCCGUCAGCCGAAGCCCAGGACCCCUUCCCUUCGGCAGUGGCCUACUCCCAGCUGACUCCUCAGAGACUGGUUCUGGAGUGCCUUUGCAAGCUGAGCAUCCAGGAAGGUAACGUGGAUCUCCUCCUUGCCACACCACCUUUCAGUCGGCAAGAGAAACUCUUCACAGUACUUGUCCGCUAUGUAGGUCAGAGGAAGGCCCAAGUGUACAGGGAGAUGGCGGUGGCCAUCACCUCCCACCUGGCACAAGGAGACCCAAUCGCGGCACGUGUCAUAGCCAUGCAGAAAGGCAGCGUGGGUAAUUUGGUAGCCUUUUUAGAGGAUGGCGUCAGCAUGGCGCAGUACCAGCAUAACCCUCACAGCUUAUUGCACAUGGGACACCCCCACAUGGAUCCACCUAGCGUGAGCAUGUUAUGUAGAGCAGCUAAAGGCCUGCUGGCCAUGGCCAAAGUGGAAGAGAACAAGACACAAUUUGUGCUCUACGAGAGCAGAUUGUUAGACAUUUCCAUUUCUUCCGUACUUAACGCUGGAGUAGUGGCGAUUAUUUGCCAGGUUCUCUUUCACUUGGGGAAGUUAUGACAGGAGGAGACGCAAGUCUUAGUUGGAAGACAUUAAGGUGGACAAAUUUCACUUGUUUUGCUUCCUUUUAAUUCAUCAAACUGAUUAAACUUUUUUUUUAUUCCACUUUAACAGAAUAUCCCUAUGUGUGUGUGUGUGUGUGCGUGUGUGUGUGUGUGUGUGUGUG